Messenger RNA from Gasterosteus aculeatus aculeatus (three-spined stickleback), 2507 nucleotides. RefSeq names its product C-type lectin domain family 4 member E. Lineage: Eukaryota; Metazoa; Chordata; Actinopteri; Perciformes; Gasterosteidae. The record is from RefSeq and is a predicted model, not a curated record.
CUGGGAGUUAACAAUAAAAUAAAAAUAAUAAAGUAUUCUUAUACAUUCAUGUUUGGACACAUUGCCUUUACCCUGGAGGCUAUGAUAAAAAAAUAAAAGGGAUAACACGUUUAGUCAACGGCAGGUAUGUGUCAUACACACAGAUACGCACGUUCAGUUCACCAUUUUAUUUUGAAAGCGACAUAAUUCAUGUGAAACAUGCAUUGUGUCACAACUUUUAGAAAUCUAAUGAAACUUCUUCUAGACUAGGUUUUGUAUGAUAUGAGUAAAAUCCUUUCACUUUGUGUAUGCUUUAACGUAUUUUUACAUAUACAUAAAAACAACCCAGACUUGUGUGUGUAUGUGUGUGUGUGUCACCUGUACAAUAUAUUAUACUUCUCACUAUUUGCAUUGUGUGCGUAAUGAGAAUCUAAAAAAAAGAGACAACAAAUAAAGUCAGUCAGGAGAUAUUUUCACAUAAAAGAUAGCAUAGAAGAUAGUUAAAGGGGGUGUCAACACAGACACACGGUGUUGUAAUAUUGACAGAGCAGCCAUCUCACACAGAUAAAAGUUGUGUGCAGGCGGACUUUCUGAAAAAAAACCAGAUGGCUAAGACAAGAAUGAUCUCAAAUAAUGAUGACAGCACAGAUGGAAGGAAUAAUGGAUCUUCCCGCACAGUCAGAGUUGGGUCCAGAAGCCUUCCUCUGUAUCCACUGGUUAUCGUGUGUUUAGCACUGCUGAACAUUAUACUGAUGUUUACCGGUAUUGGGAUUGGGAUUUACUGUGGAAAAGUAAGUGGGGAAUCCAACUCCUACCAAAUAACAGCACAAGCCCUCAUCUUAGAGGUGAAGCAACUUCAGGUGAUGCAGACUGAAGUGAUCAAAGCUCAAGAAGAGGCCCGACACGCAUUAGAGACAGAGCUGGAGAGCCACCGGCUGCUGAAACUUCAGUUAGAGCAGAUCCAGGCCCUCGGCGACGGCGUCCAGACCCAGAUUGAGAGCCUACAUAAGGAGAAAGAUACACUGACGGCCAAUUCAUCUGAUAUUCUACAAAAUUGCGGUCGCUGCCAGUCAGGAUGGCGUUUAUUCAACAUGUCAUGCUACUUACAUUCUGGAUCCCAACACUUGAAGACCUGGCAUGACAGCAGGCAGGACUGUCUCAGGCGGGGCGCAGAUCUGGCUGUGAUUAAUAACUUGCAGGAGCAGUUGAAUCUUUAUGAAUACCUACCCAAACGAGAUCCAAGCAUUCGACCGUGGUGGAGACAUCCAGGAGGCAUUUGGAUCGGCCUUACAGAUAUUCAAACAGAGGGCAAUUGGACGUGGGUAAAUAAUGUGCCUCUGCAGGAUGGAGGGUACUGGAUGCAAGGGGAACCCAACAACGCAGGAACGGAGGAGGACUGCUUAGCAAUCAUGAACAUGAAAAACUCCAAGGCAACAUGGUACGAUGCCAGCUGUAGUCUGCAAAAGGAAUGGUUGUGUGAAAAGGAACCCAACUAUCUCGGCGGUCGCAGCAGACUCAUUUUUACCGUUGAAAUGGAGGGAGGAGAAAAUUCAGGUGGUUCUUUUGAUGGUUCAUAUAACAAACUGAUUCAUCCAGAGGACUCCAGUGACGAUGACCGCAGUCUCCACUCAAACCAAGAGAAGCAACAAGUGUCCAUGUUGAUGGUGAGGCCUGCAUCCCGUUUGGAUCAUUACAAACGGCUUACAGUAGGCCUGGCGGUGCUUGCUGUCGUUCUCUUGGCAAGUGACGUUGGCCUGGGAGUUUAUUAUAAAAAGCUAACAAAUGGACAGGAUGUAAAUGACAUCAGGAGCGAGGUGGCCAAACUGCAAGCUUCUCACAACUCUGCAAUCCAAAGCAGGGAUGAAGCGAAGAAGCAGCUGGAAAGGGAGAUCAGUGGGCAGCAAAUGACCAAAUGGGAGAUUGAACACCAGAGUAGAAAAAUCAAAAACUACGAAGCGCUCAGUGACAGAAUCCAAAUGGAGGUUUCGGCGUUGAAGUCCCACAUCCCAAUGAUUAAAAACGGCUGCAGGCACUGUCUCCCCGGGUGGACGUUCAUGAACUCGCUGUGUUACUUCUUCCCAUUCUCUGACGCUAUUCAACGCAGAUCAUGGCCAGAAGCCAGAGAGUUCUGCAGAAACAAAGGAGCUGACUUGGCAGUGAUCGACACCAGGGAGAAACUCAUGGCAAUACAUAGCUUGAUAAAUAAUAAUCAUAACCCCUCACUGGACGUAAGCAUGACGGGCUUUUGGAUCGGAUUGAGAGAUGUGGAGGAGGAAGGGAUUUGGAAAUGGCUGGAUGGAACAAGACUGACUGAAGGAUAUUGGAAUGAUGGAGAGCCCAACAAUAGCGGCAAUGAGGACUGUGCAGCAACGUAUCCCAGAGGGAAUCCCUUUCAGGCCUGGAAUGAUGCGCCGUGCAGUUAUGACCUGAAAUGGAUCUGCCAAGGAACACCAAGUGUUAAUGUGUUAAAGUCCAUUUAAUUGUUUGAAUAAAAAAUGAACUGUUUUUAUUAAAGACUUUUAAAUCUC